UAGAAACAGGAAGUAUAUUGACGAUAAUAGUAUUCCGGGAAACACCUCAAUUAUUGUGUCAUUUUGUAUAAUAUUAAGUUAAUCUUUAUCUGAUUAUAUGUUAAGUUCAUUGGAAUUAAACAAUUUUAUCUUAUUAAAGAAAUUCUGUCUAAAUUCAUUUACGCGGAUUGGCGAAAUUGAGCGAAAUUUGUUGUGACAGUUGCCGGUUUCUUUUUGUGUAUUGGAUGUCAAGUGUGAGCAACGACCAAGAGCCUCCAGCUAAAAGACAGCGUGUUGAAAAUACACAAAGUGAUAACAGCAACUCGAAUUCAGUUGGAAACAACAUGGCGAAAAAUGGAGUUGAAGGGGAGAUUGAUGAAGGGUUGUACUCGAGACAGCUCUAUGUACUAGGUCAUGAUGCCAUGCGGCGGAUGCAGUCCUCCAAUGUUCUCAUCUCUGGAAUGAAAGGACUGGGCGUUGAAAUCGCCAAAAAUGUUGUGCUUGGUGGUGUCAAGGCGAUGACCAUUCAUGACACUGGAAAUGCUGGCUGGAUGGAUCUGUCUUCACAGUUUUUCCUGCGAGAAGCAGAUAUUGGAAAGAACAGGGCUGAAGUGACGCUACCCAGGUUGGCUGAACUCAACAGCUAUGUGCCCUGUAACUGCUACACUGGAGCACUGAAUGAGACCUUCCUAAAAGGCUUCCAGGUUGUUGUGUUGACAAACUCCAGCCAUGAGGAACAGAUGACUGUCGGAGAAUUAUGCCAUGCUAACGGCAUUAGCUUCAUAGUUGCUGAUACCAGAGGACUUGCUGGGAUGAUAUUCUGUGAUUUUGGCGAAGAAUUUGUGUGCUAUGAUGUGGAUGGUGAAGCGCCAGUCAGCAACAUGAUCGCUGAUGUGGAUGAAGACGGUGUUGUUGCCUGCCUGGAUGAGAGCAGACACGGCUAUGAAGAUGGGGAUUAUGUGUCUUUUACUGAGGUCCAGGGCAUGACUGAGCUUAACGACCAUGAACCCUUUAAAAUCAAGGUUCUAGGACCGUACACAUUUAGUAUAGGAGAUACCAAAUCAUUUAGCAAAUACACAAAGGGAGGAAUUGUCACUAAAGUCAAAAUGCCAAAGAAGAUGAAAUUUAAAUCAAUCAAAGAAGCUGAGAAUGCCCCAGAGUUUGUGAUGACCGACUUUGCCAAGUUUGACCGGCCGGGUCAGCUGCACAUCGCUUUCCAAGCAUUGUACGAGUUUGAGAAGAGAAAAUCAGCCCUUCCCUGCAGCAGGAGCAAGGAUGACGCCACAGCAUUUCUGGAAAUCUUCAAGGAGGUGAACGCAGCAUCUGCAGCCAAGGUUGAGGACAUUGAUGAAGACUUGAUUCGUGAGUUCGCAAUGGGAGCGCGGGGUGACCUUUCUCCGAUGGCCGCUGUGAUUGGUGGUAUCACUGCACAGGAGGUCAUGAAGGCUUGUUCCGGAAAGUUCAAUCCUGUAAAUCAGUACUUGUACUUUGACUCCCUCGAGUGUCUGCCAGAAGACAAAGAUACGUCCCUAACAGAAGAACUCUGUGCUGCACAAAACAACAGAUACGAUGGCCAAAUAGCUGUGUUCGGACAGGAGUUCCAGAAGAAGUUGGGAGACCUCAAAUACUUCCUGGUAGGAGCUGGUGCCAUUGGCUGUGAAAUGCUGAAGAACUGGGCUCUGAUGGGUGUGGCAUGUGGGUCCAACGGUCAGACAUGGGUCACAGAUAUGGACAUUAUAGAGAAAUCAAACCUGAAUAGACAGUUCCUGUUUAGACCUUGGGAUGUGACCAAGCACAAGUCAAUCACAGCUGCCGAAGCGGCCAAAGCUAUGAACCCGAACUUCAAAAUCACACCUCAAGAGAAUCGUGUAGGCCCUGACACUGAAAACAUCUACACUGAUGCAUUCUUCGAGGCCCUGGAUGGUGUUGCAAAUGCAUUGGAUAAUGUUGAUGCUCGCAUGUACAUGGAUAGACGGUGUGUGUACUACCGUAAACCACUGCUGGAAUCUGGGACACUCGGCACCAAGGCUAAUGUUCAGGUUGUGAUUCCACAUGUCACAGAAUCCUAUUCCUCGUCUCAAGACCCGCCAGAGAAGUCCAUCCCUAUUUGUACGCUGAAGAACUUUCCCAACGCCAUUGAACACACACUGCAGUGGGCCCGAGACACAUUCGAGGGAGAAUUUCGGGGUCCCAUUGAGACAGCAAAGUUGUACCUCACAGAUCCAAAGUUCUUAGAAAGGACGAUGAAAUUGCAGGGUACUCAACCAAUUGAGACAUUGGACACUGUACGUAAAGUUCUGGUUGAUCAGAAACCGGGAAGUUUUGAGGACUGUGUUAAAUACGCUCGUCUCAUGUGGCAGGAAAAUUACCACAACACCAUACAACAACUUUUGUACAACUUCCCAGCAGAUCAGACCACAAGUUCUGGAGCAGCCUUCUGGUCAGGUCCAAAAAGAUGUCCUCAUCCACUCAGCUUUGAUUCCAGCAAUGACACCCACCUAGACUUUGUCAUGGCUGGCGCUAACUUGAAGGCAGAGAUAUACGGUAUCAAGCAGGUCCGCGAUCGAAGUGCAAUCAAGAAGAUUGUUGAUACAAUCAGCGUGCCAGAGUUUAAGCCCAAGUCUGGCGUGAAGAUCUCAGUCACUGAUGCCGAAUUGGAGGCUUCAAACGGCUCUGGAAACUUUGAUACGGACCAGCUUGAGAAGUUGAGAGACCAACUGCCAAACCCAGAAAAGAUGAAAAACUUCACGCUGAAUCCCGUAGAUUUUGAGAAAGACGAUGACACAAAUUUCCAUAUGGAUUUCAUUGUGGCGUGUUCAAACCUCCGAGCUGAGAACUAUGACAUUCCUCCAGCUGAUAGACAUAAGUCUAAACUGAUUGCAGGACGGAUUAUCCCGGCUAUUGCUACCACCACUGCCAUGGUUGUGGGCUUUGUCUGUCUGGAAUUAUACAAGAUUGUUCAAGGGCACAAGAAGAUGGAGCUAUUCAAGAACGGUUUCUGCAAUCUUGCACUGCCAUUCUUCGCUUUCUCUGAACCUAUAGCAGCCCCGAAGAACAAGUAUUACGACAAUGAAUUCACACUUUGGGACAGAUUCGAGGUUCAGGGAGAUAUGACCCUGCAGGAGUUCCUUGACUAUUUCCAGAAUGAGCACAAGUUGGAGAUAACGAUGCUUUCUCAGGGUGUGACCAUGCUGUAUUCAUUCUUCAUGCCCCCGGCCAAGCGAAAGGAACGCAUGGGCCUACCGAUGUCUGAAGUUGUAAAGAAAGUCUCAAAGAAGAAGAUUCCAUCAUAUGUGAAGGCCCUGGUGCUGGAAUUGUGUUGUAACGAUACCGACGGUGAAGAUGUUGAAGUGCCCUACGUACAAUACCGAUUGCCCUAAAACUGCUUGUGACGGUUGAUCAGUCACUUGGCGAGUUUUGGGUGGAAUGAAACUACUACUAGUACUAAUAGUUUAUGGACACUGGCUGUGUGUUGACUUGCACAGGGAUAUUGUGCAUUUAUUAUCAUCGUUCAAGUGCUACAUAUUUUGAAAGGUGGUGUGAUUAAAAUCAUUCAUGAAAGAAACAUUAUUGUCACGCUGUAAAGCUUUUUUUAAAGCUCAUUGUAAAAAAGAAAAUACACAUGUAAUCAGGAAUAGUGUCAGACAUAGGUAUUUGCACUAAAUGAAUUAGCAACAAAUGAUCAAUGACUUGCAUAUAUGUUUAUCGCUCAAUAUCUUCUUUAAAACAGCAUUGUUUUCAGUUGAUUCAUUGCAUAGAGAAAUAUUUUGAUGACAAGACAGUUUUUGGUUUAAAAAAAAGGAGCUUAAUUUAAAGGGGUGAUUUGACUUCUCAAAACUUUUAUUUUAUUUUGGUGCAUAUUUCAUUGACCAAAUUUCUUGUGAUUUAUUUAUUUAGACACUUGAUUGUCUGCCUUUGACUUAAUGACAAAUGAUGAUUAAUGUUUGUACAUGGUUUACAAAUUUACAGAUUUACAAGUAAUUAUUGAAAUUGCAAGAAUAAAAGAUUGAAAUAUAUCAUUAUUAUGUUUAGUUAUGAUAUGUUCUAAAGAACAAUGUGUACUUGAUCAUUUGUAGAAUUAAAAAUAAAGAACACAAGUCCUGAAAUAUUAAAGAAAAUAUUCUUUGAUUUUGUAGAUUUUUGUUGUUAUGCUGUAACACUGUAACAGAGCACAAUUAAUUUGUAUGUGUAUUUGAAUGGUAUUUAUUAAACAUUUGAGCAGUCGUAAAAAAAAAUUAUGUGUGAAAAAAUAAUGUUUCUGUUACUAAGUCAUGUGUAUAUGUAGUUUGUAAAUGUGACGAAUUCAAGUCUGUUGUCCUGAUGGAGCUUUUUGUAUUGUUAUCUCAUUAAACAUUGAUCCAUUUGCAAAUUAUUUGCUUUACUUGGCCUGUUUUCAGGCUUGCAUAAUCCAUAUUGACCAAUAAAUAUUACAAAUGCG
Messenger RNA from Mya arenaria, 4417 nucleotides. Its product is annotated as ubiquitin-like modifier-activating enzyme 1. Lineage: Eukaryota; Metazoa; Mollusca; Bivalvia; Myida; Myidae. Bases 225 to 3359 code for a protein of 1044 amino acids. The record is from RefSeq and is a predicted model, not a curated record. The transcript has 25 exons. Gene Ontology annotation, biological process: protein sumoylation. Gene Ontology annotation, molecular function: SUMO activating enzyme activity. Gene Ontology annotation, cellular component: SUMO activating enzyme complex; cytoplasm.